Molecule: messenger RNA, 477 nt
Organism: Anastrepha obliqua
Lineage: Eukaryota; Metazoa; Arthropoda; Insecta; Diptera; Tephritidae
Product: lysozyme P-like
Exons: 1
Coding region: 1-477 (158 amino acids)
Molecular function (GO): lysozyme activity
Source: RefSeq, a predicted model, not a curated record
AUGCAUCUUUAUAAUAAAUUCUUUCGACCGCUAGUCACACUCACUUUCAUGAUUGCUGUAAUAACCUCAGGCACGCGUGCUCGUAUUUACAACAAAUGUGCAUUGGCUCGCAAACUUCAUCGCAUGGGCAUGCCGUUUCACGAGCUGGACGAUUGGAUGUGUCUGGUUGAGGGUGAGAGCUCCUUUAACACCAAAGCUAUAAAUCCAUCGAACGUGGAUGGUUCCGUCGAUUGGGGUCUUUUUCAAAUCAACGAUCGUUACUGGUGCAAGCCGUCAGAUGGACGGUCAUCUUCUAAUUCAUGCCGUUUGCCCUGUCGUCUUUUGAUGAGUGAUGAUAUCCGCUUUUCCGUAGCUUGUGCCAAGUAUAUUCGCCGAAUUCAGGGUUUCAGCGCAUGGGUUGCUUGGAAUAAUCGUUGCCAGGGCUAUAAACCGAGUAUGAAGCAUUGUUUCGAAAAGAAUGGACUGUACUACAGUUGA